Molecule: messenger RNA, 674 nt
Organism: Prorocentrum cordatum
Lineage: Eukaryota; Dinophyceae; Prorocentrales; Prorocentraceae
Source: the annotation of a GenBank genome assembly
CGUCCUGCCCGCUGCCUCCUUUUCUGCGCUCGUCCUCGUCUUCCUGCCGCGAUCAUUGCCGCUGCGGCUUGGGGCCAAGCUUGAGGGUCCCAGGUUUGAUGCGCUCCAGCAUUCAGCACCAGGCCCCUCCCGCCCCCCAUCGAGACGAGUUCGCACCGUCAUUUUCCGUGUCCUUGUUCUCCGCCUCGUUCUCCUCCUGCGUUUUUCAUUGUUCUUCCCCCUCCGUAGCCCUGUUAUCAUCCUCCACCCCGGCGCUGCACCGCGAGGAGGAUGAUUCUGGUGAGGCGCCUUCGGCGGCAGGCACGCGCGCGGUCGUGUGCCUGGUGGAGGUCCCGGAGCAGUCGUUCAAGCACGUGGCGAGCCUCGCAGGCGGCCCUGGGCAGCUGGAUUCGCUGGUCCCCGCCACCGCCCUCUCGGAGCUGCCCGAGGGUGAUGUCAGGAUGAGCGCGCCGCUGCCGAGCUGCUACGCGUGGGCCUCCGCGAUGCGCGUCACGUCCUCGCGCGGGGUUUGUUCCGUGUACGCAUGGCGUGCCCGGCGGUUGCUGACGCUCGACCUGGAGGCGGAUCCGGAGGACGACUGCGACGACGACGAAGCAGUGGACUGAGAGAUGCCUUGGGUCGGUCCACCGCGCUCUCGGGGCAGGGGCGAUGGCGAGUGGCACGGUAACGGGAAA